GAUACAACGGCUUUUUUUUCCUGUUUUCCAACAAGAAGAAGAGAUAUAAAUCCUGAAAUCUGCCGAUCCCAUAAUCAUAAUUCACAAAGACUCAUCAAUCGAUCUCUCUAGAAAUCAAUUUCGCAACUCUCUGGUCAAUUUUCAGCAAUCACCAUGUCAAAAUAACCUGAAUCUCCCGACUCUAAAUCGAAGAAGGAUUUCAGUACUGCUAUUCUCGAAAGGAAGAAGUCUCCGAACCGACUUGUUGUCGACGAAGCCAUUAACGAUGACAACUCUGUCGUCUCUCUUCAUCCCACCACCAUGGAAAAGAUUCAUCAAGGUUUUCCGUGGCGAUACGAUUCUCUUCAAGAGUAAGAGAAGGAAGAACACUGUGUGCAUUGCCCUUGCUGACGAACUCAAAUCGCGUGCCCAUGUUAUUGUCAUGGGAGCAACUAAUCGCCCCAAAAGUAUCGACCCGGCUUUGAGAAGGAUCCACACGAAGAACAUGACGCUUUCUGAAGAUGUGGAUCUAGAAAGAAUCUCCAAGGACACACAUGGAUAUGUUGGUGCCGAUCUUGCAGCUCUAUGCACUGAAGCUGCCCUUCAAUGUAUCAGAGAGAAGAUGGUUUUGAUUGUCUUGGAAGAUGACGAAAUUGAUGCUGAGAUCCUCAACUCCAUGGCGGUGUCUAAUGAACACUUUCAGACUGCUCUUGGAAACAUCAACCCAUCUGCACUUCGUGAAACUGUUGUGGAGGUUCCAAAUGUCUCAUGGGAGGAUAUCGGAGGUCUUGAGAAUGUUAAGAGAGAGCUACAGGAGGUAAAAUUACUUGUUCAAUACCCUAUGGAGCAUCCAGAGAAAUUUGAAAAGGAUAUGGGAAAACCCUGUUAG
This is a messenger RNA of Thlaspi arvense, 868 nucleotides long. The record is from the annotation of a GenBank genome assembly. NCBI's taxonomy places the organism in Eukaryota, Viridiplantae, Streptophyta, Magnoliopsida, Brassicales, Brassicaceae.